Messenger RNA from Agelaius phoeniceus (red-winged blackbird), 421 nucleotides. RefSeq names its product family with sequence similarity 72 member A (gene RUMY1). Gene Ontology annotation, cellular component: cytosol. NCBI's taxonomy places the organism in Eukaryota, Metazoa, Chordata, Aves, Passeriformes, Icteridae. The record is from RefSeq and is a predicted model, not a curated record.
CCGGUGCGUGACCGUGCUGUGCUGCCGGUUCUGCCGGCAGGUGCUGAGCUGGCGGGGGAUGCAGGCGGUGCUGCUGGCCGACACCGACACCGACCUCUACUCCACCGACAUGCCGCCCUCGGGAACCGUGGAUUUCAUCGGGAGCUGCUACUUCACUGAGAUCUGCCAGUGCAAAGUGAGGAACAUCGCCUGCUUGAAGUGUGGGAAUGUUGUUGGCUACCACGUCAUCUGUCCCUGCAAGCCCUGCCUGCAGUCCUGCAACAACGGCCACCUCUGGAUGUUCCACAGCCAGGCCGUGGUUGGCAUCAACAGGCUGGACCCUUCUGGUGUGAAUGUUUUGCUGUGGGGCAACCUGCCAGCUCUGGAGGAAAGCACAGAGGGAGACACGUCCUGCCCCUCCGAGGAGGAGUUCAUCAGAUAA